GUUCAUCGCGGCGAACGACCCCACCACCCGAAUUCAUACCUCCCGGUCUCCAUCUCAGCAAUCAUGGCUUUCCCCCAGUCCCUGUUCCGGUGGGUUGUUCCUGGCGCCAUCGCUUCCUACGUUGCCUCGGCCUCCCUCUACGACGUCAAAGGUGGAACGCGCGCUGUCAUCUUCGAUCGGUUAUCAGGUGUUAAGGAAGAGGUGGUCAGUGAGGGCACACAUUUCUUGGUUCCGUGGCUACAGCGGGCCAUUGUGUACGAUGUGAGGACAAGACCGAGGAACAUUUCGACAACAACGGGAAGCAAGGACUUGCAAAUGGUCACCCUGACGCUGAGGGUGCUACACCGUCCUGAAGUCAAGCUUCUACCCAAGAUUUACCAGAACCUCGGCCAAGAUUACGAUGAGCGUGUUCUCCCUUCUAUCGGAAACGAAGUUCUCAAGGCUAUCGUUGCCCAGUUUGAUGCUGCCGAGUUGAUCACCCAGCGUGAGGCCGUCUCCAACCGUAUCCGUACCGACUUGCUUAAGCGCGCCAACGAGUUCAACAUUCAGCUCGAGGACGUCUCCAUCACCCACAUGACUUUCGGAAAAGAGUUCACAAAAGCUGUCGAGGAAAAGCAGAUUGCACAGCAAGAGGCCGAGCGCGCGCGUUUCGUGGUUGAGAAGGCCGAGCAGGAGAGGCAAGCAAGCGUCAUCCGCGCCGAGGGUGAAGCCGAGGCUGCAGACACUAUCAGCAAGGCGGUGGCUAAGAGUGGUGACGGUUUGAUCAUGAUCCGAAGGAUCGAGACACAGAAGGAUAUUGCGCAGUUGUUGGCCAGGAAUCCUAACGUCUCGUAUCUGCCAUCUGGUGCGGGCGGCGAGGGCGGAAAGAGCGGCGGCAACUUCCUCUUGGGCUUGAGGAACUAAAACAUCAUCUGGCGAUGAGGGGAUGCAUCCCCAGGAAACAACGCAGAUGCCCAUGAGUUUCGGCGUGCUGUAU
Periconia digitata is the source of this 976-nucleotide messenger RNA. The record is from the annotation of a GenBank genome assembly. NCBI's taxonomy places the organism in Eukaryota, Fungi, Ascomycota, Dothideomycetes, Pleosporales, Periconiaceae.